AUGGACUUUAUUGGAGGCGUAAAAGAUAUCGUAGAAAGGGAAGUGACAGACCAACCGGUGCUCCCGCCAGCUCCUCCUACAGCGCCAAAGGAUGGAGCAGCAAAAACCAGUCGUUUCAAGGCAAGUUGGAAUCGGCGACGAAUGCCAGUCAGUAAUCAGACUGCGGCAGGAAGUAUCCCAGCACCAGAGAAAGCCAAGUCAAAAGUAGAGCAGGCGUUGAGUAAAGGCAGCGAGCUAAGUGAGAGAGAGAAAAUUCAUCUGGAAAAUAUUGAAAAGAUGGCGAGCAUGAAUGCCGACGAAAUUGAACGGGAACGGGAAGAACUGCUGAGAAACAUGGAUCCUGGUAUUUUGCAAGCAUUACUAAGAAGAGCCGAGGCUGCUGAAAUUAAGCAACCCAAAGAAUGGGACGAUGGAUCUGAUAGCAAAGAAGCCAAAAGUUCACAGGAGCAAGCGAUUGGAAAAGACCGUGCCAGUGCUACCGCUGGUAGCAGCAGCAGCAGCAAAAACCCCAAAGACCAUUCAAGUGAAUCACAACAAAAAAGUUCAAGACCACAACCGACAAUUGAAUCAGAACAAGAAAACCCAGACACCUAUGAAAAACCAAAAUCACAGUCGAAACCAAGAACAGUACGGUUUGAACAACCAGCAGAACGAGAGCCGGAGAUCCAUGUUGACGAAGACGGUAACGAAUACAUUCUCGAAGAAGACGACGAUGAAGACGAUGCAACCCAACAGCCCGGAAUCGACCUUCACUUUCCCAAACCCCCUACAGUGCCUGAAGAGACCGAGUCUGACUUUUUAGACGAAAUGCAUAUUAAAUACUUCCCAGAUCUCGAAGUCGAGCAAGACAAACUAGCAUGGAUGAGACCCGUAUCAGAAGAAGAGGAUAUGAAAGAGUACUCGGAGUAUCAAGACUCACUAGCACCAUCUGAACUGCGAUUCGACUUUGUCGGCAAACUCAUCACCCCACGACAAAGCCGGCAAAUCAGCACAGAUCUGGGACUCCACCACCACGGAGACGCACCACUGGCAGCAGGAUACACGAUAGCGGAACUGGCUCAUCUCAGUCGCAGCACCAACUACUCUCAACGGUGUAUCGCCAUCCGCACCCUCGGCCGCAUCCUCUACCGACUGGGCAAACUACAAUACGGCAAAGAAAUCUCCAGCGGACUCUACGGACUCGUCGAGCACGCCCGCGUCAACGAAACACUUAUCGAAGCUGCCGACGAAAACCGCACCCGCAGCGUCGCCGUCCGAGCAUACGCUACCGAGGCGCUCUGGCUCUGGAAAGGCCAGGGAAGCACGAUCCGACCUGCCGUUUAA
Molecule: messenger RNA, 1323 nt
Organism: Sugiyamaella lignohabitans
Lineage: Eukaryota; Fungi; Ascomycota; Dipodascomycetes; Dipodascales; Trichomonascaceae
Gene: RBA50
Product: Rba50p
Exons: 1
Coding region: 1-1323 (440 amino acids)
Biological process (GO): transcription by RNA polymerase II
Cellular component (GO): nucleus
Source: RefSeq, a predicted model, not a curated record